Messenger RNA from Blepharisma stoltei, 795 nucleotides. The record is from the annotation of a GenBank genome assembly. Lineage: Eukaryota; Ciliophora; Heterotrichea; Heterotrichida; Blepharismidae.
AUGCCAAAGCUAUACUUUGAUAUACCAAAAACAAUACCUAUACAAUCUUAUCAAUUCUUUACCAGUAAUUCUGAUACUGAUUUAAUAGUAAAAAUUAAAUUUUUGAGAGCUAACAGUAAAUGAAGCGACUUAUUUAAAUUGAUAUAUCAUAGAGACCCUAUUAAUAUAUCUGAUAUAAAAGACCAAGGGUGAGAAAGACCUCCAAAAACAAUUGGCUGCUUAGCAAUUGCAUACUUAGCAGAAGGAGCUUUAGAAGAAUCAAACAAAAUUCAGUACUAUAUCAAAGGAGUGAUUGGUGCAAUUGUCACAAAUUUAUACUCUCCUGAUGAAACUCUACAAGAGUUUUCCCUCAAGCUCCUAAACAGAACUUUAAAAAACGCAACAGAAUCAACGAUAUACGAGAUACUGAAUUUUAAUGUAUAUAAGCCAUUAUUUGCCUUAUUUCCUUCACCGAUAUUGGGAGAUUUGGCUAUGGAUACCUGCAAAAUAAUUCUCUAUAGAAGAGAGAAAGCACAAAAAGUGUUUUUUAAAUUCAAAGGAGACGGAGAACUAUUAAAAUUUUUAGAACUUAACACAGUCAAUGCAACCUUUCUUAUGAGCUGCAUCAAUGCUCUUAUAAUAGUAUAGUCUAUUUAGGAUCCUAAUGGCAAACCCAAUUAUGGAAACUUAAAUAAGUUAAUUGAUGCCGGAAUUGUGGAAGCAAUUAAAAACAAUAAGCCAAUCCUUAAUUUGUGCUAUAAUAAAAAAGCAGAAAUUGAUGAGUUAUCGUUCCUAAUGUGACUCUCUUUGAAAUAG